AUGUACACCAAAAACAAUAACAAUUUUCUUAUAAAUGACGACCCAAUAUCAACAUCACCACAAAAAUUACAUCGACGAGAUGACCACAACAAUACUACCACCCAAACAAACGACAUUCUGAAGAUAGGACUGGCAAUCGUUCUAUUUCUUCUUUUAUUUCUAAUGAUAAGCUACGCGACAAUUGUCGCCGUGAGAAGAAAAAGAAAUUUAAUAUCAUCAUCACCCGGCCAUAAGAAAAGAGUUUCGAUAUAUUUGUGGCAAAAAAAUUUGGUAUUUAGUCAUUCGCGUUCACGUUCGACUGGCUCUUCUUUGCUCGACCAUAAUCAACAACAGCAAAUUAAUCAAGGAAAGGAAAGAGGAGGAGUAAGAAGGGGAUUACGGUUGGAUGUUAUUAAAGAAGAUGGCAAGGUUACAUUGUCUCCGAUGAAAGAAGAAGAGGAAGGAGGAUUAUCUGGAUCCUUACCAGAGUCUGCAAUCGAAAAGAUUGAAGCAAAGGCAGAGUGUGAUGAUGAGUCUUUUGUUAUGGUGUCGAAUGUUUGA
Messenger RNA from Ambispora gerdemannii, 540 nucleotides. Lineage: Eukaryota; Fungi; Glomeromycota; Glomeromycetes; Archaeosporales; Ambisporaceae. The record is from the annotation of a GenBank genome assembly.